CAAAAAUGGCGGCCUUGGCAACCUGUGGGUGGCUGAAGCAGGUGCUCGGAAAAAGCAUGUGUUAGACUGACAUUCAGGGAAAAUCAAGUUUUGCAGCUAAGUUAAAGUAAUAAGCCAAGAUGCCAAAGAAGAAAGGCAAGGGGAAGAAGAAGGGGAAGAAGAAGAAGUCCUUGAAGAGUGGAGAGAUCCCAGAUAAGAUGGUUAAAAGUUUGUAUAAAACCUAUGAAAACAACUGCAAGGAAACCAAUUCUGUCAUGGAUCCGAACUUGAAGAAACUGAUGAAGAACUGCAUUGAGAAUAACACAGUCUUAGUGAAGGUUAUUCUUGAGGCUAUUCCCACCAUGAGCAAAGAUGAUCCUAAAGUCCUAGUCGAACCAAUGAUAAGUGCAAUCCGUAAAGAAAGAUACGUCCACAUCAAAGAUUUACACGUAUGGGACAUAUNUGAAUGUUAUUCCCCUUCUGUUGUCAAUGGUAACCGUGCCACUGUCCUGUUUCAGGUCAUUCACCUUCUGUUGUCAAUGGUAACCAUGUCACUGUCCUGUUUCAGGUCAUUCACCUUCUGUCCUUCACUCACCACACUGGUACUGGACUACAAUGAGUUUGGUGACGAGGGCUGUAGAAACUUGUGUCUGGGUCUGGAGAACAACGUCACAAUGCUCUCCAUUAGUCUGUGUUACUGUGAGCUGGGACCAGAGAGUGGGAAGACACUGGGCUUUAUACUCUCUACCACAGCUGUUAGAGAGCUGUACCUGGACGGCAAUGAUCUCCAGUGUGAAGGAGCCAUGGAGCUGAUCAAACUGUGUGCAGACAAUGCAGAGUUGGAGGCUUUUGAGAGAGCAGAGAAUGAGAGACUUAGACUGGAGGCAGAGGCAGAAGCUGCACUCAUGGAAAAGGAAGGCAGACACAUUGACCGUAUAGGCUCUGCAGUCAGUGGAGAAGGAGGGGAGAAAAAAGACGCUGAGAAACCUGGCUCUGCAGGAGGGAAAGGAAAAGGAAAGAAGAAAAAGAAAGGUAAAAAGAAGAAGAAGAAGGAGCCCCCUCCGCCUCCCGCCGUGGGUCCCUGGGUACACAAGCUUCACCUGGCGGACAAUGGAAUAGAUGCCUAUGGCGCCGGUUCCCAGUUCGCACCUCUCAUAUGUAUGAGGUUGUUCAGGAAGCUUAUUGCAAACUCUCUGUGUCUUGAAGAAAUUGACCUUGAAGACAAUCACAUAGGAGAACUGGGAGGAAAGGAAAUCUUGGAAGCAUUAAAAGACAGGAAAGAAGCUCCAGGAAAACUUGGUGGUGUUAAGUUAAAGACCACAACCAGAAUGGCCUCUGAAACCUUCAGUGCAAUCUGUAAACUGGCAACAGGACUUAAAAAGAAGAAGAAAAAGGGAAAAGGAAAGAAGAAAAAGAAGAAGUGAGGUGUCUCUCCCACUUGAAGUUUACAGAUGACAGUAGAGGAGAUACUUCUGCGAAGCAGUAACAUCACAGUCUUUUUAAUCAGGUCACAAUGUAGAACUCUCCACUGAUGAAGAUUGUUUUUCAGGGGCCAUAGCAAUAGUCUGAAGGUUCAAUAGUCCCAAGGUUCAUUGGUUUGAAACUUCACUAAAGAACCUUCGGACCAACGAACCCUUGAUUAAAAAACUGACGAAAAUGCUAAGAUUUUUCGGACCAAUGAACCUUUGGACUCUUAAGACGCCCCCACUUUUCAUGUGAAUGCUGCAAUGUUUUUCAUGUGUCUUGAGUUCCAAAAAAUGUCAAAUACCCCAGAGGGCCGCGCUAUGGAGCAUUACAUACAUAUAAACAUACUUAGAUUAUGGAUAUCAUGUUCUUUGCCUAUGUGGCAGAAUCACAAAGUUAAUAACUUCUGUUUGGUUAAAUUUUGAGAUUAGUUACUUCACAGUAAUGGUUAAUAUAUGGUUAAUGUACCCAAUGUUUCAGUAGACUUGAAUACAUAACUAGUACAUGUAUUUUAUACAGAAACUGGUUCUGUCCUGUUCUUACUAAAUUAGAGUAACAGUAGGGCUGACAGCUGGAUUGUCUCUUUUACUAAUGUGUACAUUUAGGGAUCCAGGAUUUUAUACUGUCAUUUAUUCAAAAUCCCUUCUGAGUUCUCAACUGCUGCAUUAUAUCUUGUGCAGUUUCAAUAUUAAAUGGUUUGUUUUAUUCACAGGUAAAAACUAGUCUGUUCUGUUUUUUGAGAGCUCAGCUGACUUUGUCAUUGUCUGUUGAGACCAGUAUGACUACAAGUAUAAUAUAUGGAGAGAAGAGUUCGUACUGACAGUAUCCUGUAGAUAUAUCUUACACUUGCAUGUUAACACUGUCACUUGUAUUAAUAUUGUUUUCACUUGUUAAAAUAACAGUGGCAUGCAGGAAGAAGAUACCCACCUAUUUACAUGUAAUCAAACUUUUUUAAUGGUUGUAUGUGACAUUCAUAAUGCUAAUAGAAAAGAUAGUGUCAUUUUUGUCUCUAUAGAAUACCUGGUGAUCUGUUCAAUGCAGAUAAAGGAUUCUAACUUUUUUUAAAACUUUACAUCAUUCUGUAAUACAUGAACAGGUAAAUCUAGAUCCAGUAAUUAAGUAUGCCACUAGUAUCUCAUAUUCCAUGUACUAGUACCUGUACUGUCUAGCCUUUAAGCUAUGCUUGUACUUUUAGUGAAAAACUUUAAUUUUUCAUUUGUGUUUUUUAUUUAUACCCCUCAGAUUUUAUCCCUACAAUGAAUAAUAAUUUUAAAAAUUAA
Molecule: messenger RNA, 2723 nt
Organism: Lingula anatina
Lineage: Eukaryota; Metazoa; Brachiopoda; Lingulata; Lingulida; Lingulidae
Biological process (GO): nucleocytoplasmic transport; activation of GTPase activity
Cellular component (GO): perinuclear region of cytoplasm; cytosol; nucleus
Molecular function (GO): small GTPase binding; GTPase activator activity
Source: RefSeq, a predicted model, not a curated record